AUGGCUUCUUCAAAAACUAUUUCGGCAAAGGUGGCCUUGUUCUUGGAUUUCGAAAUGGCUAUCGUGUCAGUGGCGACGGAGUCAGACAAAACGAGUAUGAGAGUUAGUAAUAAUGCUUUCCAGGAAGGACCAGGCUUUAUGUCAUGUUCUCCCUCCUCCAUAGGUUCUUCUUCGGCUUCCUCGGGUUCUUCAACAAGAAAGCACGAACAAUCCUCUCGUCCACAAUCUUCACAGGUUGGUGGCUCACAAUUAAAGGUGUCUUCUCCUGGUUCCUUAUUCAAACAAGCACAGGAAGCUCAAAUAUCCUGGACAGCUUGUUCUAAUCUCUCAAUUCUAUAUGCUCGUAAAGGAGGAGGUCGGGUUUUAGUUCUUGCACUUGCUUCAUUAGGAAGGAUAGGUGUUCCUUUCAGUCCUUAUUUUGGAAGGAGGAGAAUUGGCGGUGGAGGCCGUGGUGUAGUUUUGCUCGGGCAAGUUAGCAUAAUAGGAGGUGAUUUUUUUCACGAUUUCUUGGCAGAGGUUAGCAUUGAGUUCAUUGUUGGGUUUUCCCAGUUGCUUGGUCAGCAAGGUUUCGAUCUCG
Molecule: messenger RNA, 577 nt
Organism: Racocetra persica
Lineage: Eukaryota; Fungi; Glomeromycota; Glomeromycetes; Diversisporales; Gigasporaceae
Source: the annotation of a GenBank genome assembly